Molecule: messenger RNA, 3954 nt
Organism: Vespa crabro (European hornet)
Lineage: Eukaryota; Metazoa; Arthropoda; Insecta; Hymenoptera; Vespidae
Gene: Src42A
Product: tyrosine-protein kinase Src42A
Exons: 6
Coding region: 291-1811 (506 amino acids)
Biological process (GO): cell differentiation; cell surface receptor protein tyrosine kinase signaling pathway; protein phosphorylation
Cellular component (GO): extrinsic component of cytoplasmic side of plasma membrane
Molecular function (GO): non-membrane spanning protein tyrosine kinase activity; ATP binding; signaling receptor binding
Source: RefSeq, a predicted model, not a curated record
AUUAACCGUUCGGAUAAGUUCGGGUGCGUGCACGAGCUCGUACGAAAGUUACAUUCCGUUGGGCACCUUCACCAUGAGUGUUUUCGCCCGUCCGUCGGUGUCUCGCGAAAAAUCUAGUUUUCCUUGUUCGCAUUACCAUAUAUAAUGCAAAGAUAUUAAUGUACGAAAAUCAGACGUGAAAAACGUCUAAGUUAAGCUCGAGUAAUGAAGUGUUGUAGAUCGUAAAGGAGAAGAAACAACAGUGAAAUUUAUUAUUCUAAAGAAGUUAAGAGGUAACGAAGAGGAAAAACAUGGGGAACUGUUUCAGCAGUAGCAGGGAUCCGGAUAAAGACAACUCUGAUAGGAUAGGCAAUCCCAACAUAGAUGCUGUGGUAUCGCCAACUAGUCCAGUGCCAACACCACCUCCGGAUCCUAUAAGGCCGGUCCCACAAAUUCCAGAUGCUAAUGUGCCAAGUGCUAAGAUAUUCGUAGCGCUUUACGAUUACGAUGCUCGUACAGACGAGGAUCUCAGCUUUAGGAAGGGUGAACAUUUGGAAAUACUCAACGAUACUCAAGGAGAUUGGUGGCUAGCCAGAAGUAAACGGACUAGAAAAGAAGGCUAUAUACCUAGCAAUUAUGUUGCUAAGUUAAAAUCGAUAGAAGCUGAACCGUGGUACUUUAGGAAGAUAAAACGAAUUGAGGCAGAAAAGAAAUUAUUAUUACCAGAAAAUGAUCAUGGGGCAUUUUUGAUUAGAGAUUCUGAAAGCCGUCACAAUGAUUAUUCCCUUUCAGUACGUGAUGGAGAUACUGUCAAGCAUUACCGCAUACGACAAUUGGAUGAAGGAGGCUUUUUCAUUGCUAGGCGGACAACAUUUAGGAAUCUUCAAGAUCUUGUUGAACACUACAGUAAAGAUGCUGAUGGAUUGUGUGUAAAUCUCUGUAAACCGUGUGUGCAGGUUGAGAAACCUGUAACGGAAGGCCUUAGUCAUCGUACACGAGACCAAUGGGAGAUAGAUCGUUCAUCCCUUAAGUUUUUGCGGAAAUUGGGACAGGGUCAAUUCGGAGAAGUAUGGGAAGGGCAAUGGAAUAACACGACACCAGUAGCUAUCAAAACUCUUAAACCAGGCACCAUGGAUCCGAAGGACUUUUUGGCAGAGGCACAAAUUAUGAAAAAACUUAGACAUGCCAAGUUAAUUCAGCUCUACGCUGUUUGCACAAUGGAAGAACCAAUUUAUAUUAUCACAGAAUUGAUGAGGCAUGGCAGUUUAUUAGAAUACUUGCAAGGAGUAAGAGGAAGAGCUUUGAAAUUACAGCAAUUAAUUGAUAUGGCUGCACAAAUAGCCACUGGUAUGGCGUAUCUAGAAUCACAGAAUUAUAUUCAUAGAGAUUUGGCAGCGAGAAAUGUUUUAGUAGCGGAUGGUAAUGUCGUUAAAAUAGCAGAUUUCGGUUUAGCCCGACUUAUCAAAGAGGACGAAUACGAAGCCCGUAUAGGGGCACGAUUUCCAAUUAAAUGGACUGCUCCUGAAGCUGCUAAUUACAGUAAAUUCAGUAUUAAGUCUGAUGUAUGGUCGUUUGGUAUUCUUCUUACUGAACUUGUUACUUUUGGAAGAAUACCAUAUCCAGGUAUGACAAAUGCAGAAGUAUUAAACCAGGUAGAACAUGGAUAUAGAAUGCCAUGUCCACCUGGAUGUCCAACGGCACUAUACGAUAUUAUGUUAGAAUGUUGGAACAAAGAUCCUAUGAAGAGGCCGACGUUCGAAACUCUUCAAUGGAAACUGGAAGAUUUCUUCACAAUGGAGGGAUCAGAAUAUAAGGAAGCAUCUGCGUAUUGAGAAACCGAAGAAGACAUUUGUAAUUUUCAGUUGGCUUUGCACGAUCGUCGUAUCAUUCGUAUGUUGAACGAUGCCUCGUGCUUCAAUAGUACUUUAUCGUCGAUAGACGAAAAGUCCAGAGUUAUGAUGAGUAUUCAUUCGAGAUAUGAAUGCUUGUGAUAUUUGAGAAUAUAGUACAUUUUAUAAUAGAAUAUUAGGGGUCUUUUUAUGUUUUGUUUUAUUUUUUUUUGUUUCUUUUUUUUUUUUUAUAUAUAUAUACACACGCACAUUAAAGAUAAAUGAUAUCAUUUAUUUUGCUAGUAGUACAAUUAAUUAUUUCUUUUUCAUUUAUGCAUUCAGGCUGCCAUAAAAUGAUAUAACGAGUUUGUCAAUUCGCCAAUUCGUAAUUUUACAAUGAUAUUGGCACUUCGAUAAUUUUUAGAAACAGAAAUACAUGUUACGUAUUAUAUAUAUAUAUAUAUAUAUAUAUAUAUAUAUAUAUAUAUAUAUAUAUAUAUUAUUUUAGAUAUUAACAUUAAGAAAACGCGUAUAAGUGUAGAUAUUAACUGCCUUUGACACGACCAUGUGUAGCGAUCAACGAUUAUUAUUAUUAUUAUUAUUAUUAUUAUUAUUAUUAUUAUUAUUAUUAUUAUUAUUAUUAUUAUUAAUAUUAUUAUUAAUAUUAAUAUUAAUAUUAUUAUAUAUUAUAUCAUCGUGUCGUCAUCGUCGUCAUCAUCGUCAUAAAAAAAAUGUUAAUUACUUGGGAAGAUACAUUUAAAAUAGGUGAUGUUUUUUCCGUUAAAAGUAUUAUGAAAAGACAAAUCUCUGUCAAAUAAUUUGGCAGUUUUUACUCGAUGAACGAAUGAACUUUUUAUCAAAUUUUGACGAAAGGAUGGCCUAUGAAAGAAUUAUUAAAGUACUAUUGAAGCACGAGGUACCGUUCAAAUAUAAUUGAUACGAACAUUAUGUAUCAUUCAUAUGACGAAUGACGCCUCGUGCUUCUAAUUGCAAAUUUCAUAUAUGACGGACCACAGUCCAUUAAAGAUCAUUCCUUCUUCUUCUACUUCUUCUUCUUCUUUUUUUUUCUUCUGCUUCUUCUUCUUAUACUAUAACGAAUUAAAUUAAUUCUUCUACAUACAGAUUUUAAUUUGAGUGAAAAUGUAUAUAAAAAGAAUUUUAUUAUUACGAAUUUUGAAAAUUUAGAACGGUUGCAACUGGUCCGUCCAAAACAGCUGACGAUAACCUAACGAAAAGUUCUUUUUGUGUCUCUACAUUAAUUGGUGUGUAUCCACUUUUUGUCAUAAUUCGUAUAUAUCAGGUGUGAAAAAUACACACACACACACACACUCACAUACAAAGUAUUUUAAGACAAUGCAAAUAAUCUUAAAAAAAAGAUAAAUGAAACAAUAACAACAAACAACAACAACAAAACCUGUUUUUAAGUGUUCAAAAUAAAAAACAAAUAACAAGUUAGUCGUCUUCUAAGAUCGACCAUAUGAAAGUUUACAAGAAUUUACCUUAAAUGUCAAUAAGCUAGAAUUAUGUAUACUGUUGAUGCAUGAACAAUAAUUAUUGAUGGAUGUACCUUUUGCAAAAAGUGAAGGGUUAACCAUAUAGAUUUCCAAAAUAAUUAGAGAGCGUUAACGUUCGUUCACAAACUCUUAUUUGCAUAUUCGUGCUGACACAGCUAGAUAUUUAAUCGUUCGUUAUAUAUUCAAUAACAUUCUGAAGUAUUUUUCAUUUUUAUAUAUACACACAUUUUUAUAUAUAUUGUAAUUUUACGGUUUUAUUAGUCGUUUUACUACAAUUUUCACAUAAGAUCUCUCUAUUUUAACAUUUUGUCUUCCUUCAUUAUAUACAUUUCUUCACUUCCUCGCCCUAUCAGAACGAGUUGUAAUAAUAAUAAUAAAUAUUUCCAACGAAAGGAACGAUCGAUCGUGCCGUUGUGAAUAAUGUAAAACAAUGGGAUGAUAAUUAUAUUUAUGGGCUUCAUGUGUAAACGCGUUGGCGGGGGGGGGGAUUACAGAAUCGACGAGACUCAUUGAAUGCCUCUAGAGUACAUAAAUUAAAUACCGAUGCUUUGUGUAUGCUUUAUACUACUUAUUUCCUUCGUUUAAAGAAAUAGUUUUAACUUUAUAUACAUAUAUAUAUAAUGAUGUCUUUA